UCUCUGACCACCCUCUUUCUCUCCCUCCCCAUCAUAUAUAACCCCCCUCACCCCCUCUUUCCUCUUUCUUCUUCAUCCGUCAACAAUCUCCCCCCCCCCCCACUCGUAACAACACUCUCCUAGCUUGCAGGCAAGCUAUUUAUCCUCUACUACACUCUCCCGUCACUCUUUGUGUUCUCCACCUCCAAACUCCCCCCCUCCCCAAACUAAAACCAACAAUGAAGUUCACCACCUUCGCCUUCCUCGCCGCCCUCACCCUCGGUGUCGCCGCCGCCCCCACCCCCGAGGCUGCUCGCGGUGACGGCCGCCGCGGUGGAGGUCGCCACGGCCACAAGUACGGUGGCCAGCGCAAGUACGGCCACUCGCACAAGCAGCCCCAGCCCGACGCCCCCGCCACCACUGACGAGUGGGACGAGAACGAGCCUUGCGUCAACGGCGUCGCUGCCCCCGUCCAGAACAACGCUGUCGCCGGCGCUUCCUCUGCCAUCUCGUCGGCCUCGGCCGUCUCGUCGUCGUCGGCUUCGUCCUCGUCGUCGUCGGCCGCCGCCGCCGCCGCCCCCACCCCCUCGUCGUCGUCCUCGGCCACCCCCGAGCCUACUCCCUCGUCGACCUGGACCCCCGAGCCCGAGCCCACCUCCAAGUGGGAGGAGCCCCCCAAGCAGGAGGAGCCCCCCAAGCAGGAGCCCCCCAAGUCGAACGGCGGCCGCCAGGGCCAGAUCACCACCUACUCGGUCGUCGACCCCGCCCAGAACCACGGUCUCGAGGCCGGCACCGUCGCUUGCUACACCCUCAACCGCAAGUUCUCCAACUCUGACUACAUUGCCGCCGUCCGCACCUCCGAGUUCCACCUUGGCCUCUGCGGCAAGUCUGUCAACGUCUGCGGCAAGGCCGGUUGCGCCAGCGUCCAGAUUGUCGACUCGUGCGCCGGCGGUGGCUGCAAGGACCUCGACCUUUCGCCUUCGGCCUUUGCGGCCGUCACUGGCGACAACACCGGCAUCUACGAUGUCACGAUUGAGGGCUUCUAAACGUGUACGGCUAGUACGCGCUUUGCAUUCCCUCUUUCUUUACGACUACUACUACUAUUAGAGUGUGAUGCCUGAUCACUUGGCAUCUUAUACUCUUCCCCCUUCCCCAACUCGCGCUCUUCGCUGGCCGACUAGCGCACGUCACUCCCUUGUAUCAGAGUAGACAUCCCCCCCCCCUUUUCUCUUUUUUUUCCCUCUCCCCACCCGUACACUUAUUCGGUAUGCCUUUUUCCUCUUUUUCACCCUCUGGUAGGGGCGGCACUCAACACCCUUGAUGGGCGGCCGCUUGUUGCGGCCCCCUCGACGGGAGCCGCAAGGGGUUGGCGGUCGGGCCGGCUAGUCUGGUCAUGUAUUUGAGAUGGGA
This is a messenger RNA of Cutaneotrichosporon oleaginosum, 1389 nucleotides long. RefSeq lists its product as uncharacterized. Lineage: Eukaryota; Fungi; Basidiomycota; Tremellomycetes; Trichosporonales; Trichosporonaceae. The record is from RefSeq and is a predicted model, not a curated record.